Messenger RNA from Eurytemora carolleeae, 872 nucleotides. RefSeq names its product calmodulin-A. Gene Ontology annotation, molecular function: calcium ion binding. Gene Ontology annotation, cellular component: myosin II complex. The record is from RefSeq and is a predicted model, not a curated record. Bases 94 to 801 code for a protein of 235 amino acids. Lineage: Eukaryota; Metazoa; Arthropoda; Copepoda; Calanoida; Temoridae. The transcript is spliced from 11 exons.
AAAGUUUCAGAGCAAAGCAUGUAUUGAGGUUGGUUUGAUUCUCCAGGAAUAAAUAUAGCACCAGAGAUGAGCAAGGAACAAAGUUAAUCCAAUAUGUUCGGAGCCAGGGCGAUUAAACGAAGGAGGGACAAGGAGGCAGAACUAAAGGCAGCGAAGGCCAAUGGUCCACCUCCAGCAUUUGAACGUCAAGGGCCAUCAGGAGUCAAGGGUGGCAAGGCUAAGGCUGCAAAAAAUAACGGGAAGAAAGGAGCUAAACAGUCCGGGAAAAAAGAGAUCUAUGAUUUGAUUGUAAAUAUUGAUCUAGCAGAGUGGAAACUAUCAGAUGAACAGGUUGCAGAGUUUAAGGAGGUUUUCAUGCUAUUUGAUCGGGACGAGGACGGAGUUUUAUCAUUCCAGGAACUCCAGGUUGUUAUGAAAUCCUUGGGACAAAGACCAACAGAGGAGGAACUUCUUGCAGCAGUCAGAGAGGUGAGUGAAGACUAUAUCUAUGAUACUGUUGAAUUCAAUGAAUUCCUCCAAAUGAUGGCAAAACAACAGGAUCUGACACACUCUGCAGAUGCAGUAGCAGAAGCAUUCAGGAUGUUUGAUGAUGAUGAUGAUGAUGGACAUCUAUCUGUAACUGAGCUAACUGAGGUUGUUACUGAACUAGGGGAAUCUCUCACUAAAACAGAGUUGAAUCAGAUGCUCAAACAAGCAAAAUGCUUAACAGAGCCUGAGGCACUAGACAAGGGGGAUAUAAACUAUCAAGCAUUUGCUGAGUUCCUCUGUCGUGAUCAUGAAGCUGGAGAUGGAGAAACAUAGGAGUCCUAGUUUAUGGAGCAGACAUUCAUACCUGGAUCCUAGUUUAUGGAGCAGACAUUCAUACCUGGAUC